Messenger RNA from Saccostrea cuccullata (small rock oyster), 2644 nucleotides. RefSeq lists its product as uncharacterized. Lineage: Eukaryota; Metazoa; Mollusca; Bivalvia; Ostreida; Ostreidae. The transcript has 12 exons. The record is from RefSeq and is a predicted model, not a curated record. The coding region runs from base 206 to 1588 and encodes 460 amino acids.
GGGCUCAUUAUUCAAGUUUAUCAUUGGACUUAUAUCUACUUUCGUUUUGAUGUUUGACUCAUAAAUGUGAAAUAAAUCCUUUGUUUCAUUGGUGUACUCUAAAGGUUCUGUUCUGUUUUACAUAUGAGUAUAUAGUGUAUGUUAUCCUUGCUUCUUCCGGUGGUCUUUUAAUCUACAGUGAUGCUUGAGAAGAAAUAUUUCCGGAAUGAACUAUAGCCUUCUUUUCCUCCUUUUAUUUUACAAGGUGUUUAUCUCUUAUGGUGUGGAAUGUCCAGGGAACUCUGACAAAUAUAUAUUGCGGGAUGGAAAACUUUGUCAAAAAAUCUACAACUGUGAUCCAGGUAAUGAAAUAAUUGCCUGCAAAGAUAAUUGUUCACCAGAAGAGUGCCACCAAUGUUCUAUAGGAAAAGUUCAACCAUUUCAAAUACACUCCACUACCGAGCCAGAAACAUACAGGAAAUGUUUCAUGCCCCUAAAAGAAUGUAGGAAUAGAGAGCUGGUCCCCAUUCGAAAUGGAACUGCUACCCCUGGAUGUUCCAAGGCGGAUGCGUGUCAGUGCGACUUAGCCAAUUGUUGGUUUGGCCGCAAUCCAUGUAGCUGCAAUAAAUACAAGCAGUGUCUCGAAGAUGAAUAUCUAGUUCCUGUUAAUGAUGGAGAGUCUGCAAGUUGUAAGAAGUGUCCAAAAGGCACAAGGAAAAGAGAGACAGGCUGUGGGCCGUGCCAACUGAUUGAUUCACUUAACCAGAGUAUGACGACCGCUUCGCCAGCUAUUGCUAUUUCUGUUACCUCUGAAAUAUCCAGUUUGCCUUCCAACGUUAGUAAUACUGCAGACACUUCUAGGAGUUUGCAUGUACUAUGGACAGCAAUUAGCGUUGGAUUGACCGUUGUUAUUAUUGUUGUGUUGGUUCUAGUCAUCUAUUUAAGAAGAAAAUGCCGUUUUAGUGGCACACCUAAACAAAGAAACAUUAGUGAUGAGGAAAACCUUAAUGGCGCGGAAGACAAUCAAAAAGACGAUGACACGGAACAUGUUAUUCCGAUCGAAAGGCCACUUAUCGUGUGUGCUUCUACAGAAGAAGACUUGACCGGUAACACUCCAAAGUCACCAAUUGUUUCUGAAACCGAGCAACCAGUGGCGUUCCAUCCAUGUGAUCCGCGAGCAUUACGACAACGACAUUUUAACGAUCGGGAUUCGUCGAUGGAAGAUGAUUCAUACACCACUAAUUAUCCGGAAACAACAGAAAGCUCUGAAGAGACGAAUUUCUCAAAUCAACAAUCUUAUACGGAAACUCCACUAGUGGAUACUAUCGAAAGAAGUGAAGGUGUUGACUACUUAUUGAAUAAAUUAAACGUGGACAAUAGUGAAGUAAAACAACCAGUGCAAUGUGAGGAAGAGGCAUUAAGUUCACAGACUUCACAGAAACUUCCACACAGUGAUUUCACUCAUCAGAAGGAGAUGUGUGAUUGGGGUUUACAGAGUUUAACUGAGGAAAAGUUGUUGUGCUCUACUCAGAUUUCGGACAAGACUCACCUUAAACAUCACAUUGACUCUCUCCUUGAAGAUACUCAACAGAAGGAGAAAACCUCUUGACGUUAGAGGAGGAUGUGUUUCUAUUAGAAGAUAGAAUUCUAAUUUUAUAACUUUUUCUAAACCAUUAUGUUUUUCCAUUCACUAUAGUUUGUUAAUAUUAUCGCCAACAGUGGUCUAGUCUAGUUAAACUCUGCGAUAUGUAAAUCACAUAUUCCAAAUGGACACAUCUUCCUGUAACGAAAAAGAUAAAAAUAACAAUUUGAAGUCUGAUGAAGAACAUAGGCAAGCAGUGUCUGAAUUUUCAUUUGGAUUUUUAAUACUGUACUAUGUUUAUUAAAUUUGUAUUUGAUACAUGAAAGGGUUUAUACUUAGUAAUCACGUGCGUACAAAAUAUAUUUAGGACAAUACUUCAAUUGAAAUCUUGCGCCCAGGAUCAUGAAAAAGACAAAACGGAAAGGAUUUUCUUUUUGGACUGCCUAUAAACUUCUAAAUAAUUUCAGCACCAUAGUUAAUUUUUGACUUUAAAUGCCUAAACUGCUUUAUUAUCCCGGAGACUCAAGGCAGAAACUUUUAACUUACUUGAAGAUCAACCAUGGGAUGCAAUGCGUUUAAGUCAGAAUUGGUUUUGCACAUAAUCAACGAUAAAUACGUGUCUCGUGUAUAUAAUUAGCUUUCAAACCCAGAAGGAAUCCUCUUUGGCUCGGUUUAGGACCAUAAUGAAAGGAAUCAUUGGACAUUUAUUAAUUUUGUCAAGUUUCAGGAAAAUGAUUCGAGUUAUCAUUGUGAAAAAGUCUGGCCAUUGUUCUUAGAUAAAGAAUAAUUGUCAUUACCACAGAAACAUUCUUCUUCUUGCAGAAACUUGAUAUUAAUAACGAUAUUACUUAUUUAUAUGUCAAGUAUGUUUAAAUAAAUUCCAUUUCUAUAAAUUGGUGAAUUUACUUUUCUUUAUUUUUGUAGAAGUGUUACAUAAUGUCAUCUUUUUUCUCUAAGUACAGAGCUUCAAAGCAGCAGAUUGUUUAACAAGUUGAUUUAAAGCAAGUUGUAUGUCUGCUAAAUGACACUUUUAAACUCGUUUUGAAAUUUUGGAAUAAGAAUAAGAUUAAUAUAUUUUUUUAA